CGGCUCUCCUAUCCUCCGGCUUUCAUCCUCCAAUUCCUCUCGAUUUAGAACCUGCAACUCUCUGCUCGUAUAGACCUUUGGCUGUUGAAAUGGCAUCAACAGCUGGAGCCACAGGGUGGUUGAGGGGAAGAGUGAAAGCUGUUCCAUCUGGUGACUGUGUGGUAAUAAUGGGGAAUACCAAGGCUGAAAUACCCCCGGAAAAGACCAUAACUUUGUCGUCCUUGAUUGCACCAAGAUUGGCACGCCGCGGUGGUUUGGAUGAGCCAUUUGCAUGGGCCAGCAGGGAGUUUUUGAGGAAUCUUUGCAUUGGAAAGGAGGUCACUUUCAAAGUUGAUUACACUGUGCCUUCUAUAGGGCGAGAUUUUGGCUCUGUUUUCCUUGGCGAUAAGAAUGUUUCCUUGUUAGUUGUUGCUGAAGGCUGGGCAAAGGUUAGAGAUCAGGGACAGCAAAAGGGAGAAGCUAGCCCCAUUUUACAAGAACUACUACGCCUUGAAGAACAGGCCAAACAACAAGGCCUAGGUCGCUGGACUAGGGAGCCUGGUGCUUCUGAAGCAUCCAUCAGGAAUUUACCUCCCUCUGCCAUUGGUAACUCUAGUAACUUUGACUCAACGGGUUUCUUGGCUGCAAACAAAGGGAAGACGUUGAAAGCUAUUGUUGAGCAGAUACGCGAUGGAAGCACACUCCGUGUGUAUUUACUUCCAGACUUCCAGUUUGUCCAAGUUUAUGCAGCUGGAGUUCAGGCUCCUUCCAUGGGAAGAAGGGCACCAGCUGACACUUCUAUUGAAACUGAGACCACCCCAAGUGAAGCAAAUGGAGAUUCAUCUGCUGAGCCCCGUGGACCCCUAACAUCAGCUCAGCGACUUGCUGCUUCGGCGACUCCCAUGAAUGAAGUAGCACCUGAUUUGUAUGGUAGAGAAGCCAAGCAUUUUACGGAACUUCGCGUAUUAAACAGAGAUAUACGGAUUGUUCUAGAGGGCGCUGAUAAAUUUAACCUAAUUGGUUCAAUUCACUAUUAUGAUGGUGGAUCACUAAAAGACCUUGGCUUGGAGCUGGUGCAAAAUGGUUUUGCCAAAUAUGUUGAAUGGAGUUCAAGCGGUUUAGAAGAAGAUGCUAAGAGGCAGUUGAAAAAUGCAGAACUUGAAGCAAAGAAAAGUCGCUUACGAAUUUGGACAAAUUACACACCUCCACCUUCAAAUUCAAAGGCUAUUCAUGACCAGAAUUUCACAGGAAAGGUGGUUGAGGUUGUAAGUGGAGAUUGCAUUGUUGUAGCCGAUGAUUCAUUGCCAUUUGGAGAUCCAUCUGCCGAGAGAAGAGUUAAUCUCUCAAGUAUUCGGGCUCCCAAGAUUGGGAACCCUCGUAGGGAUGAAAAACCUCUGCCUUAUGCAAGGGAAGCAAAGGAAUUUUUGAGAACACGCUUGAUUGGGAAACAUGUAUAUGUUUCAAUGGAGUACUCCAGAAAGGUCAGCCUGGGAGAUGGUAAUGCGACUGCUGCUAGUGGUACAGAUUCAAGGGUCAUGGAUUUUGGCUCUGUCUUCUUAGUGUCUAAGGAUGGAGACGAUACUCUACCUGCUCCAUCUGCAGCUAAUCAGCAGAUGGGGUUGAAUGUAGCUGAGCUUUUGGUGGGCCGUGGCUUGGCACAGGUUAUCAAGCAUCGUGAUUUUGAAGAAAGAUCAAACUUUUACGAUUCUCUUCUCUCUGCUGAAGUGCGUGCUGCUGCUGGAAAGAAGGGCUUGCACUCUCCUAAGCAACCUCCAGCCGUUCACAUAACAGACUUGACAACUGCUUCUGUAAAGAAAGCCCGGGAUUUCCUUCCUUUCCUGCAAAGGAACAGAAGGAUGUCUGCUGUUGUGGAAUAUGUUCUUAGUGGUCAUCGAUUUAAAUUGUUCAUUCCAAAGGAAACAUGCAGCAUCGCAUUAUCCUUAUCGGGUGUUAGAUGUCCCGGCCGGGGAGAACCAUAUUCGGAUGAUGCCAUUGCCCUUAUGAGGCGUAAGAUAAUGCAGAGGGAUGUUGAGGUAGAAAUAGAAAAUGUUGAUAGAACUGGAACAUUCUUGGGCACGUUAUGGGAGUCAAGAACAAACUGUGCAGUGGCACUUCUCGAAGCCGGUUUGGCCAGGCUAUCUACGUUUGGUUCUAUCCCAGAUGCCCACCUUCUUGCUAAGGCCGAGCAGUCUGCUAAAAAACAGAAACUGAAGAUAUGGGCAAACUACGUAGAGGGAGAGGAUGUUCCCAGUGGUCCUGCUGCUGAGAGAAGGCAAAAAGAAGAGUUGAAGGUAAUUGUUACGGAAGUUCUGGAAGGUGGUAAAUUCUAUGUUCAAUCCGUUGCUGAUCAGAAAGUGGCAUCUAUUCAGAAGCAGCUUGCUUGUUUAAACCUUCAAGAGGCACCUGUAAUUGGCGCUUUCAAUCCUAAGAGGGGUGAUAUUGUGCUUGCACAAUUUAGUGCCGAUAAUUCAUGGAACCGUGCAAUGAUUGUGAAUGGCCCUAGAGGUGCUGUGGAGUCGCCAGCAGACGAGUUCGAAGUGUUCUACAUAGACUAUGGAAAUCAAGAAGCUGUUCCGUACAGUAAGAUGCGCCCUAUUGAUGGAUCAGUGUCUUCUACUCCAGGUGCUGCUCAGCUUUGCAGCCUUGCCUUUCUCAAGGUACCUGGGUUGGAGGACGAUUAUGGCCAAGAGGCUGCUUUUCGUCUCAGCGAGCUUCUCCUAAGUUCCUCCAAAGAAUUUAAGGCCGUGAUUGAGGAGAAGGACACUUCAGGAGGAAAAUCUAAGGGACAAGGGACCGGAGCAGUCUUUAUGGUUACCCUAGUCGAGUCAGAAGCAGAUGCCACCAGCAUCAACUCUAUUAUGCUCAAGGAGGGGCUUGCAAGGAUGGAGAAACGAAGGAUUCCAAAACAUAUCCUCGAGGAGCUGGAAAAAUCCCAAAAUGAGGCACGACAGAAGAGGCUUGGGAUGUGGGAGUAUGGAGACGUCGAGUCUGACGACGAGGAUUCUGCCCCGUCGUUCCGGAGAGCCGCCGGAAAACGCUGAGCCACAAAGGUUUUUCCUUGCCUACGUUUUUUCUCGUCUAUGAGAUGCCUUAUACCAAGACUAGAAAGAGCAAGUAGCUUUUUAACAAAAAAAGAGGUUUUUGUUUUAUGUGUAAUUUAUAUAGCGACUUUGGUGUGUUGAGAGAAAUUUUGUUUUUUUUUUACCUUUCAUUUUUUAUUAUUUAACUCAUAGAACUUCAAAAUAAAAAGUACUACGGAGAUGGCAGAAAUACUGAACUUAAU
Molecule: messenger RNA, 3262 nt
Organism: Cuscuta campestris
Lineage: Eukaryota; Viridiplantae; Streptophyta; Magnoliopsida; Solanales; Convolvulaceae
Source: the annotation of a GenBank genome assembly